Vanderwaltozyma polyspora DSM 70294 is the source of this 342-nucleotide messenger RNA. It is a transcript of the gene GOT1, whose product is annotated as Got1p. Gene Ontology annotation, biological process: retrograde transport, endosome to Golgi; endoplasmic reticulum to Golgi vesicle-mediated transport. Bases 1 to 342 code for a protein of 113 amino acids. NCBI's taxonomy places the organism in Eukaryota, Fungi, Ascomycota, Saccharomycetes, Saccharomycetales, Saccharomycetaceae. Gene Ontology annotation, cellular component: Golgi cis cisterna; COPII-coated ER to Golgi transport vesicle; endoplasmic reticulum. The transcript has a single exon. The record is from RefSeq and is a predicted model, not a curated record.
AUGACAUUCUUCGAUCGUGCACUUUUAGCAUUGGGUAAUAUCUUGUUUUUACUAGGGAUUGUUUUGAUCAUUGGUCCUCAAAAGACCUAUGUGUUCUUCUCUAGACCUGCUAAGAGACGAGGUUCGAUCUUAUUUUUAUUGGGGAUUAUGAUGAUUUUGAUGAAAUGGACUUUUGUAGGCUUCAUCGUCGAAUUCGUCGGUAUUAUGGGUUUAUUUGGCGAUUUCUUUGGAAUAAUCGUACAGUUCCUAAGAUCUCUACCACUUAUUGGACCAAUACUAUCUCAUCCUGCUGUUGCCCCAGUGGUGGAUAGAUUGGCUGGUAUCCAUACCUUACCUGUAUGA